Parastagonospora nodorum SN15 is the source of this 1458-nucleotide messenger RNA. RefSeq lists its product as hypothetical. Lineage: Eukaryota; Fungi; Ascomycota; Dothideomycetes; Pleosporales; Phaeosphaeriaceae. Bases 1 to 1458 code for a protein of 485 amino acids. Gene Ontology annotation, biological process: carbohydrate metabolic process. The transcript is spliced from 3 exons. Gene Ontology annotation, molecular function: hydrolase activity, hydrolyzing O-glycosyl compounds. The record is from RefSeq and is a predicted model, not a curated record.
AUGGGGUUUAGCACACUUUCUUGCCAGCUGUUGCUUGCUGCUGCGACUGCAUCUGCUAAAUGGAUUGUACCUGGAGCACGAUGGAGAGACACCAAGGGAGAGCUUGUGAACGCUCACGCUGGUGGAAUCACCAUAGAUCAAGAUACGGGAAAGUUCUUUUGGUUCGGGGAGUACAAAGUUGAAGGUCGGGUAGAAGGAGGCGGCGUCUCAGUGUACAGCUCCGAUGACCUAGCUACCUGGGAACAUCAUGGGCUUGCACUGAAACCCAUCGAAGGGCAUCCAUACAUCGACACCCAUCACAUCAUACAAAGACCCAAGGUAGCGUACAGCGAAGGUACGGGGAAGUAUCAUAUGUGGUGGCACGCCGAUAAUUCGACUUACGGCUGGUUGCUCCAAGGCUUCGCCGAAGCAGAUAACAUCACUGGACCCUACAAUUUUGUGGAUGCAACGAAGCCACUUGGCAAUUGGUCCCAGGACUUUGGCAUGUUCACCGACUACAAAGACGGCAAGACUUAUUCGCUGUACUCGAAUGGUGACCGCAAGGAGGGUCGCGAUGUUUAUCUCACUUCAUACAACGACAACAUUACCGCUCUUGAUGAAGUAGUUCAUAGAUUCGACAAGUAUGAUCUCGAAGCACCAACGAUCAUACAAACCGACAAGAGCUACUUCGCGCUGAUGAGCCACAAGACUGGUUACAGGCCAAACAAUGUGGUAGCCUUCCGCGCCGAUAAGCUCUCAGGCCCAUGGUCGCAACCCUUCAUCAUCUCACCUCUCAACACGCGCACUUUCAACUCCCAAUCUGGCUUCUCGCUGCGCAUCAACGGUACCAAACAAACCACCUACCUCUAUCUUGGUGAUCAAUGGGAUUCUAUCUCGCUCUGGGAAUCGCGCUAUAUCUGGUUGCCCCUCUGCGUUGACGAAGAUAAGAAAUCAAUCUCAGUAGAAUGGCACGAUAUAUACGACCUCAACGUCAAAACCGGCGAGGUUACGCCCAUCCAAGGCACGACAUACUACUCGAAAGAUGCAAUCACGUCUGGUGAUGCUUUCCAUCAAGAAGCUGCAUUUGGCUCGCAUGCAAUCAUCACCACGGGUAUCUCCGGAAACGAAAGCACUGUGAUUUUCACAAACGUCACCGGCACUGGAAAGCCGCAAUGGGUAUCAUUUUACUACCAAAACACCGACGAUAUGGGUUUCGGCGACCAGCCUGGAGGCUCGCCCGAUCGUAUUGGAGGCACAUGGGCCCUGCGCAGGAUCAGUAGUGUUGUGGUCAACAACAAGACGGAGGAGAUCGAGACGUUGUAUCAGCGUGAUACACACAAAGGAAUCAUUUUGAGCACGCCGUUGUUGUUGAAUCUGGAAGAUGGGCCAAAUGAGAUUAGAAUUGGCGGGCUGAGCAAUAACCAGACAUUCAAGGGGGCGGAUAUCGAUAGGAUCGUGGUGUUUCCACCCGAAGAGUAG